CCUCAACUUUCACCAAUCGUCUCACAAAUCAAUCUUCCCAUUUUCGACAGACGCAACUCAACAACAAUCCCUCUUUCAGAUAUCUAUUUCUCUAUUGUGAACUCAGUUUCAGCUCGCAAUCAUGGAUCGCGGCUGCUACAACUGCGGUGAUUCUUCUCACCAGGCUCGCGACUGUCCUAAGAAGGGAACUCCAACUUGCUACAACUGCGGAGCCGAAGGACACGUCAGUCGCGAAUGCACUGCAGCUCCUAAGCCAAAGUCCUGCUACAAAUGUGGAAGCCAAACUCACCUUGCUCGUGACUGCACUGAAGCCGGCCCCGUUGGCGGCGGUGGUUCUGGCUGGGGUAGUGCUGGCGGUAAUGGUGGUUCUGGCUGGGGCAGUACCGGCGGGAAUGCCUACGGCGGUGGAGGUGGCGGCGGUGGUCGUGAGUGCUAUCGUUGCGGCGGUCAAGGUCACAUAGCGCGUGAUUGCACCUCCGGUGGUCCCCAAGGCGGCUAUGGUGGCUACAGUCGUGGUGGUGGUGGUGGCGGCGGCGGCGGCCAAACCUGCUACUCCUGCGGCGGCAUCGGCCACAUGUCUCGUGACUGCACUCAAGGUCGUUCGCAGAAGUGCUACAACUGUGGUGAGCAAGGCCAUCUGUCUCGCGACUGCCCUUCUGAGCCAAGCUCUGAACGCAUCUGCUACAAAUGCAAGCAACCUGGCCACGUUCAGUCUGCUUGUCCGGCUUAGACGCCUUGCAAGCCUGCCUGCCGAAAUCCUUCUUUUCCUUUCUCGUCCGUUUCACAACAUACAUGGUCACGUCAAAAUUGAGUGACAAAAGUUUGUUCUCGCUCUCGACGACAUGCGUUUGAGGAUCCACUGGAAUUAUUCCAUCUCAACUGACUACAAACGUCAAUCAUCCUGGAUACCAAUCUGGUGAGAGGGGUUCUUCGUGGAGUCGAGGGGAUGUGGAACAGAAAUGAUUAGGUCAAUGAUGCAAAGCAAGGCGGAAGAAAUCUGGAGGUUGCACAUGGUCAGCGGGUUCCUGGUGACGAGUCAAGGAUAUCAAGGGUCCAGCUACGAUGGCUUGCAUCUGAUUCACUACGCUAUUUCGAGGCAUAACGGACCUGGGUUUGGUUAUCAUGCAAGCUUGAAUGAAACAACAAAACAAGUGCUUGAGCUCGAUUCGAGGGCUCGUCUGUUCAAGGCAGAAUUGCAGCUAGACGGUCUUGACCAGUCAAUGCAAUCGAUGACCUUGGACUGGGUGGUUUUCCUUCC
Molecule: messenger RNA, 1258 nt
Organism: Exophiala xenobiotica
Lineage: Eukaryota; Fungi; Ascomycota; Eurotiomycetes; Chaetothyriales; Herpotrichiellaceae
Exons: 11
Coding region: 122-730 (202 amino acids)
Biological process (GO): positive regulation of cytoplasmic translation
Cellular component (GO): cytoplasm
Molecular function (GO): zinc ion binding; mRNA binding; single-stranded RNA binding
Source: RefSeq, a predicted model, not a curated record